Molecule: messenger RNA, 639 nt
Organism: Linum trigynum
Lineage: Eukaryota; Viridiplantae; Streptophyta; Magnoliopsida; Malpighiales; Linaceae
Source: the annotation of a GenBank genome assembly
AGAGAAGAAGAAGAAGAAGAGACAAAAUGGCGUUAUUAACAUUGUUGAUGUUGUUCCUGAUUCUGAUCACAAUCGGGACUGUGGCCGAAAGUCAAUCGUUACCAGCUGCUGAAUGCCCAUCUCCGUACACCUACGUCUGUGAUACAGGGGAAGCCAAGCUCGACGGCACGACCGUGCAGUUCCGGGUACUGGACAACGCCAUAUACCAUCCAGGGUGUAACAGCGGUGCCUAUUCCGGCGAUCAGGGAAACGAGACGGCGUUCUACUAUUACUCCUACUGUCCGACGGAGUUCCUGGGGAACGAUUGCAGGGAUUGUUUACUACGAGGGGCGCACUUGAUAAGAGACAUCUGCCCGAAAACGACUGGAGCUCGAUACGCGGAGGAUGGUUGCUGCGUUAGGUACGAGACCUACCAGUUCUGUUGAUCAUACGUACAUUACUUAAUGUUGCUCCUGUUCUUUUGGGGUUGUAACUUCGUGUUCCUUAUGUAUCGUUACGUAGGUGUUGUUGAAUAAGUUGGUAUGUAUUAGUUUGGUUGGGACCCUAAUUAAGGGAAGAUCUCUCUAUAUAUGGAAUAUGGGUGAUGCAUGGAAGGGUUGGAUCCCUAAUUCAAUAAGCUAAUGAAGUUUUCCUUUUGUA